Lodderomyces orthopsilosis Co 90-125 is the source of this 1452-nucleotide messenger RNA. RefSeq names its product Nuc2p (gene NUC2). Gene Ontology annotation, molecular function: NAD binding; quinone binding; NADH dehydrogenase (ubiquinone) activity. Gene Ontology annotation, biological process: mitochondrial electron transport, NADH to ubiquinone. The transcript has a single exon. The coding region runs from base 1 to 1452 and encodes 483 amino acids. Lineage: Eukaryota; Fungi; Ascomycota; Pichiomycetes; Serinales; Debaryomycetaceae. The record is from RefSeq and is a predicted model, not a curated record.
AUGUUGAGGGCAUCUAGAGUAUCAUCACGCUCCUUCAAACAAGUGAAACAAUCGCUAUCAUCAUGUAUAAGGAACUAUGCUGCAACACCAACACCAUUACCAACAAACACCCCCAACAAACAACCAACAACAGCCAAUGCCGUUACCCCUCUUGGUAGAAAAGUUCAAAAAUACUCUGAUCCGCCAGGAAUGUUUGGCAAGACGACAUUUACUGAAGUUAUGGAUGAGACCAAUAUGAUGUGGGAUAAAUCCGAUGAUCCUGAUCAAGUUUCAAAACAAAACACCAAGAUUCGUCAUUUCACCAUAAAUUUUGGUCCUCAGCAUCCGGCAGCUCAUGGGGUGUUGAGAUUGAUUUUGGAGUUACAUGGUGAAGAAAUUAUUCGUAGUGAUCCUCACGUUGGAUUGUUGCAUCGAGGUACUGAAAAAUUGAUUGAAACAAAGACUUAUAUGCAAGCAUUGCCAUAUUUUGAUAGGUUGGAUUAUGUUUCAAUGAUGACUAAUGAACAAGUAUUUGCAUUGGCGGUGGAGAAGUUGUUGAAUGUUGAAGUUCCAUUGAGAGCUAAAUAUAUUCGUACUUUAUUUGGUGAAAUUACAAGAGUCUUGAAUCAUUGUAUGUCGGUGUUGACCCAUAUUAUGGAUGUUGGUGGAUUAACUCCCUUUUUGUGGGGGUUUGAAGAACGUGAGAAAUUGAUGGAAUUUUAUGAACGUGUUUCUGGUGCUAGAUUGCAUAGUGCUUAUGUUAGACCUGGUGGAGUUGCUCAAGAUUUACCUGCUGGUUUAUUGGAUGAUAUAUACAUGUGGGCUACUCAAUUUGGUGAUCGAAUUGAUGAAAUUGAAGAAUUGUGUACUGACAAUCGUAUCUGGAAAGAACGUACUAUAAAUGUUGGUACUGUUACUGCUGAUGAUGCAUUAAAUUAUUCAUGUUCAGGAGUUAUGUUAAGAGGUUCAGGAAUCCCAUUUGAUGUACGUAAAUCACAACCUUAUGAUGCUUAUGAUUUAGUUGAUUUUGAUAUUGCUGUUGGAUUAAAUGGUGAUUGUUAUGAUCGUUAUUUAAUUCGUAUGGCUGAAUUUCGUCAAUCUUUAAGAAUUAUAUUCCAAUGUAUAAAUGAUAUGCCACAAGGACCAGUGAAAGUUGAGGAUUAUAAUGUGUCACCACCACCAAGAAGUUUAAUGAAGGAAGAUAUGGAAGCUUUAAUUCACCAUUUCCUUUUAUUUACCAAGGGAUAUGCUGUACCUCAAGGAGAAACUUAUACUGCUAUUGAAGCGCCAAAGGGAGAAAUGGCAGUUUAUGUUGUUAGUGAUGGAAGUGAAAGACCAUAUAGAUGUAAAAUCAGAGCUCCUGGUUUUGCCCAUUUAGGUGCUUUUGAUCAUAUUGCUAGAGGUAAUCUUUUAGCUGAUGCUGUGGCUAUUAUUGGUACUAUGGAUUUGGUGUUUGGUGAAGUUGAUCGUUAA